AUGCCGCUGAAACUUCUCGGAAAGAAGUCGUGGAACGUGUACAAUGCAGCGAACAUUGAGCGAGUCCGGCGCGACGAGGCCGAGGCCCGAGCACGCGAGGCGGACGAGGACCGACGACGCAAGGAGACGGAAUCGGCGCGUCGUCAGGCCAUCCUAAGAGGCGAAGCGGUGCCAGAAGAGGAUCAGACAGCAAUCAGCGGGCCCUCUGGCUCUGGUGCAUCUAGCAGCGCAGCGGCUGCCGGGAGCCAGCGGCCGUGGGCGGCCAAGAAGCGCAAGCGACACGGCGAGGACGACACAGACUUUGAGAUGCGGUUGGCGCGGGCAGAGAUGGAGCCAGGCAGCCUGGAGGCUACCGGACCAGUCAAGAGCAAGAGCAAGAGUGGCGGUGCGGCCAGCCGGCCGAUCGUGGACGGUACCGGCCACAUCGACCUAUUUGGAGAGGCACCCCAGCCGUCGGGGGGUGGCAGACAGGCAAGAGGGCCACCGACGGAUGGGGCGCUGCUCAACAUGCGGUUCGCCGAUGCGGCCGGCUACAACGGCUCGUUUGAGGCGUGGUAUGCCGGAGGUGGCGACAAGGCCAAGAGACAACAGGCUGAACAAGAGCCGAGACAGCAACAGCAGCAGCGGCCGCGCCACCCGCCGCUGCCAUCGUCUGUGCUGGCGGACCCGCUGGCGGCCAUGCGGCAGGGCGCGGCAGCUGUGCGGGCGCUCACGCAAGAACGGAAGCGAGAGACGGAGGAGCGGGCAGCCGACAUGGCGGCGAUGGAGGCCGAGGAGCGACGGCAGCGGCGAGAGCGACGACGAGAGCGGCGACGACGACGCGAGGAAAAGGAGCACGAUGCGGACGACGGGACAGAGGGACGACAGAGCAGGCGGAGACACCAUCGACACGAAAGCGACAGCGACAGCGGCAACAGCCUCGAGGACUUUUCUCUACAGGGCGGCCGCAGCAGCGAGAGUAGACGUCGACACCGGUCGCAGGACAGACGGGCAGACAAACAGUCCAGGCCGGACGACCGACAUGCAGACAGACAUGCACGGGAGAGGAGCCACAGACGCUGA
Grosmannia clavigera kw1407 is the source of this 1062-nucleotide messenger RNA. RefSeq lists its product as uncharacterized. The transcript is spliced from 2 exons. The record is from RefSeq and is a predicted model, not a curated record. Bases 1 to 1062 code for a protein of 353 amino acids. Lineage: Eukaryota; Fungi; Ascomycota; Sordariomycetes; Ophiostomatales; Ophiostomataceae.